CAGACGUUGUCACAUUUUGUCUUUGUCACAGUUUAUUGACAAAUCCGUGUUACAUUCGUUAAAAGUGGAGUAACCAUCUAUUUAAAAAUCAUUUAAUAUAUUCUAGUCUUUAUAACCAAAUAAAUAAUAGAAAUAACUUUUUUUAUAGUUUGCCAUUGUUUUCUAAUAUUUUACUUGGUUAUUAUACUUAGUCCAGUAGAGCGCCCUGUAUUCACUGUGUGGCGUGUACGUGGAGCAAGGAAAUAAAUUUUUUGUGUAAAUACACGCGUCGGCGGCGAAGAUAUAAAGCAAUUCGUUUUUGAAACGUAAUUAUUCAUGUAGGCGCGGCGCGAUGUGGCGCGGCGCGCGGUGGCGCCUGGCGGCGGCGCUGGCGGUGGCCGUGCUGGUGGUGUGGGCGUGGCACGGGAGUCGCGCGGGGCGCGCGCGCCGCGACCUCGCCGCGCCGGUCGAGGGCCGCGACCUGCCGCUCAUCUUCAUCGGCGGCGUGCCCCGCUCCGGCACCACGCUCAUGCGCGCCAUGCUGGACGCGCACGGCGACGUGCGCUGCGGACAGGAGACGCGCGUCGUGCCGCGUAUCCUGCAGAUGCGCCAGCACUGGGCGCGCUCGCAGAAGGAGAGCGUGCGACUCGAACAGGCGGGAGUAUCCCGCGCGGUCCUCGACAACGCCAUUGCUGCAUUCUGCCUGGAAGUGAUCGUGCGCCACGGCGAGCCUGCGCCGCGACUCUGCAACAAGGACCCGCUCGUACUCAAGAUGGGCACUUACGUUCUAGAGCUCUUUCCCAAUGCGAAGUUCUUGUUUAUGGUGCGCGAUGGUCGCGCUACCGUGCAUUCUAUCAUCACUCGCAAAGUGACAAUAACUGGCUUCGACUUGACGAGCUACCGGCAGUGUCUGACGAAAUGGAAUCAUGCCGUAGAGCUGAUGUACCAACAGUGCAAGUCGUUGGGGCCAACGCGUUGCCUGAUGGUCCGCUACGAGUCGCUGGUGCUGUGGCCGCGGGAGACGCUGCACCGUAUCCUAGCGUUUCUCGAUCUGCCCUGGGACGAGGCCGUCAUGCACCACGAGCGCUACAUCAACCAGCCCAACGGCGUCGCGCUAUCCAACGUGGAGCGCUCGUCCGACCAGGUGGUGCGACCAGUGAACCUCGACGCCCUGGACAAGUGGGUGGGGCAGAUCCCGGCGGACGUGCGCGCGGACAUGGCCGAGCUGGCGCCGAUGCUGUCGGUGCUGGGGUACGACCCGUGGGCCAACCCGCCGCGCUACGACGCCUCGCCGCCCCCCGCCCCCGAUACCACUUAAUAUACGAACCACCCCUUUAA
Messenger RNA from Manduca sexta (tobacco hornworm), 1317 nucleotides. RefSeq names its product protein-tyrosine sulfotransferase (gene Tpst). Gene Ontology annotation, biological process: peptidyl-tyrosine sulfation. Gene Ontology annotation, cellular component: Golgi apparatus. NCBI's taxonomy places the organism in Eukaryota, Metazoa, Arthropoda, Insecta, Lepidoptera, Sphingidae. The record is from RefSeq and is a predicted model, not a curated record. Bases 332 to 1297 code for a protein of 321 amino acids. The transcript is spliced from 4 exons. Gene Ontology annotation, molecular function: protein-tyrosine sulfotransferase activity.